Colletotrichum destructivum is the source of this 528-nucleotide messenger RNA. RefSeq lists its product as uncharacterized. Lineage: Eukaryota; Fungi; Ascomycota; Sordariomycetes; Glomerellales; Glomerellaceae. The transcript is spliced from 4 exons. The record is from RefSeq and is a predicted model, not a curated record. Bases 1 to 528 code for a protein of 175 amino acids.
AUGAUUGAGCAUUUCGUCCUCCCACCGACGGCCUACGUCCCGAACAACAGGCUGCCGGUCAUCGUGUACCGAGACGUCCUGCCGAAGCCACCGGCGGAGGAGAGCACAACAGAGUUUCUGGAGGCGAAUAAAUGGGAGAAGAAGGGGUUCUGGCCCGGGACAGAGGUCCACCACUUUCACCCCAACACCCACGAGUGCUACGGCGUGGUCACCGGCACCACGACUAUGCUCGUGGGUCGCGGCCAGCUGGACGGCACGACGGGCGGGCAGCUGGUGUCCCUCCGCCCCGGCGAUGUCAUUGUUAUCCCGGCCGGCGUAUCGCACAUGAACGCCACCAUGACCGAGGACUAUCGUUUCGUCGGCGUGUAUCCGAGAGGCUCCCCGAAGUGGACAAGUCAGAGGUGCGACAGGCUGGACAUCCUGCCUAUCCUCAGGGAGGAAAUCUCUCGGGUUCCGCUGCCCGCGGCCGACCCGGUGGAGGGCGAAGACGGCACGCUAAUCAGGCUGUGGAAGGGUAUUCCGGGAUGA